UUCUCCUGGGUUUACAGGGGAACUGGGUCUUGUACGAUACCGGACGUUGAUACUCCCUUGCAAGUGUCGUUUUUGUAUUCGUUUUCUUUUCAUAUGUCCUGCAUUAAUAGUAUUAACGUUACUGGUUAACGUUGAAUGUCUGUUUGCCUCGGUUAGGUUACCUAGCACGGAACCGACGGGAAUGGUUUAAUAAUUCACGUCUCGGUUCAUUCACGGUUGAGCUUCGGCUAUCCAGUUUCUUCCUCCGGUCUUAUUGGGUGGUUUCAGCUUGCGCAGUUUGUUGCCGGUCAUGGCAGGAGGAAUUAAAACGGGAUUUGUGCGUCUCAUGAACAAUUUACAGGAUCCGCAACAUGUCGCGCACUUCCAGCGGCUGUGCGGGGUUCGCGGGGUGGAGGCGCGUGACAGACUUAGUAACGGGGCAUCGUGGCUUCGCCACGGGGAUAACGUUAGUCAAAACGGAGGCGGAGAUGGCAUCCGUCGCAGAGCAGCAGAAACAGAGACUGAUCAGGAGAAGCGCAAUAACGGGGUGGCGAACGGGGCGGCAGCGCGUGAAACCGUAAACGACCGGGCACGGGAUGAACGUCGGGUGGACGGGUCCGAACAGGAUUGCGCUCGGGGAUCCACGGUAAAGCCGGUGCGCAGAAACUCUCUCACCGGAGAUGUCGGGCAGGAGUUCCUAAUCGAGAACAAACUUCUUUACUGCCUUUUCAUGCUCGGCACCGAGCUUGGUAACGAACUCUUUUACAUCUGUUUUUUCCCCAACUUCAUGUGGAACGUGGACGCGUUUGUGAGCCGGCGGCUCGUCGUGGUGUGGGUGUGGGUCAUGUAUCUCGGACAGUGCACAAAAGAUGUGGUCCGGCGGCCGAGACCCGCAUCACCGCCGGUGGUCAAGGUGGAGAUGUUUUACAACUCUGAGUACAGCAUGCCCUCUACUCAUGCCAUGUCCGGUACGGCCAUACCGGUGUCCCUAUUCCUGAUCACCUAUGGCCGGUGGGAGUACCCUCUUCUGCUGGGAGUCUCUCUGGCCAUCGUCUGGUGUGUGCUGGUGUGUUUAAGUCGCAUAUACAUGGGCAUGCACUCCAUACUGGAUGUCAUUGCCGGUUUCCUGUUCAGUUUGCUGAUCAUCUUGAUCUUUGGACCUGCUCUGGACACCAUUGACACAUUUAAUCAGACCCAUCCCUACGCCCCGGUCCUCAUCAUCUCGCUCCACCUGGGACUGGGCCUCUUCUCCUUCACGUUGGACACCUGGAGCACCUCUCGUGGCGACACCGCCCAGAUCCUGGGCUCCGGGGCAGGUAUUGCUCUGGCAUCCCACCUCAAUCACAGUUUGGGCCUGUUGUCAGACCCACCCGUGUCAAUGCUGCCGCUCCAACCCCCAGCUUUCACUCUCAGCAUGAUCGGGCUCUGUGCACUCCGCUUCCUCCUGGGCGUGAUUAUUCUUCUGGUGACCAGAGCCAUUAUGAAGGCCCUCACCAUCCCGCUCGUGUGCUGGGUUUUUGGGAUUCCGAGCAACGACGUUCGGAAAGCCAGGCAGCACAUGGAGGUGGAGCUGCCGUAUCGAUAUAUCGUCUAUGGAACUGUGGGGUUCAAUUCACUUUUCCUCGUGCCUUUUGUGUUAGCACACAUAGGACUGUUGUGAUUAGGUGGAAAAGACAUCCAUUAAGAUUUCGGCCAAUAUGGACUGCAGAGGCCUAUCCCAGUCUGUGAUUGGAUUAAACUAACGCCAGUCAUGAACACUGUGCUUUCACCUUGCAGAAAUUCCCCUGAUCUAAACCAUCAUUUCUGUUGAUUUAUACUGCGGUUUAGCACCCGAAUAUGGUGUUGUCCUCGACUCAGAGAUUAUUAGCUUUUUCUAUACAAUUUGCAUGGCCUAGUAUCAUAUCUGUCUGAUUUAAGAUUUUAAAACCUAUUUUGUUCACAAAUCUUAUGAACUUUUGUAACUUCAAUAAGCCUGUCAGAAUUAUCAAGCAAUACAGUGGUUUGUAAGUUACCUUAAACUUUUAAUAAUAGAUGCUAGAAUAGAGCUUGUUUCUGCCACACUGAGUUUCUUAGAAGGACUUUUAACUCUUGUAUCAAGAGUUUAGAAAGUAGGCUGAAGUCACUCAGGUUUGUUUGUGUUUUUUUAGAGUAAAGGUGUAUGGACAGCCCACUUAAUCUGUCAGGUGUGACCAAUGCAAAUUAGUGUUAAACUCGGCAUCAACAUUUACAUUUCUCAGCGGUGAACCAUCUGGCCAUAAUACUUAAAAAAAAUCACUAUACAAAACAACCCUGGUGUGAUGGUUUGCUGUCAGGAGCAGCAUUGAUCUUUUUCGAUUUAAAGUUGAUUCAUUUUAUCCAGACACUUAACCUCUGAUCUAAUGCAGGUUUGACUAUUUCUCCAAAGACUUUUACAUCUCAUAAACUCUUUAUAAUGUUAGACUGCCUUAACAGACCACUCAAAACUAGUUUCUAGAUGAGGUUAAACCCAAACUGUGGGUUAGUUUGUUUUUGAAAUUGCACUAGUGAUUUAAUUUCAGGUUAUAUAGUUUAACUUUGAAUUGGUUUAUGUCUGUUUAUAGAUUGAAUGUUUGUCAGGUUUAAAUUUGGUACGUCGUGCUUCAAAAUAGAUGUGCUUUCAGUCUUGUUUUCUAAAAACAGAGUAAUGAGUGCUUUGACUAAUAGCUUUUUCAUUUUGUGUGUUGAAACAAAGUAAGUAUCAGAUAAUUGUUGCCUUUUGAUAAUCAAUGUGUUAAAGCAUAGAUGUAUUUUUGGUACCGUUUUGAAAUGCAGUGUUCCCAGAAUGCACUGCUCUGCUGCCUGCUGUUGUGGGUGUUUGGAGGUUAGGUUUGUGUGACACGCCAACGUGCUUGUGUUUUUGCUCUUCCUGUGGCCUUGUGUGUUCUUACAUGCACGCAAGUUCCUUUUUGCUGAAAGGGAAGGUGGUUUUCCAGGUCCUUUUGUAAACACAAUUGUUUUAUGAUUCUCAGAGUGAUGAGGAAAACAGUGAUUCUACCAAGCAAGUGUACAUUGAGGGCAGAUCUAGGAAGAGAACACAAGUAGGAACUUGAUAAACAAACACUGUCCUGUUUAGUGUUGACUGUUAUUUCCUGGACCAACUUUGUAUGUUUGCAGGAUUCCUUAUAAGUGACUCCAUAGAAAAUUGAAUUUGUGUGUUUGCUUGUUGAUGACAGUAGCUUUUAGCGUAUUAUGAGCUAGCAACAUUGAACUCAGAGAAAACUAACAAUUUUUUGUUUGACCAAAUACAAGUUCUUUCAAAAGCUAUAAAUACACUAUAUUGUAGAUUUUGGGUCCCACGAAUUCCUGCUAUUCACACAGUUCUAAGCAUUUCCUUUCCCUGGCAUGUUUGUUUAUCAAUAUUUUUGAUAAUGCUUUAAGCUUCCAGUGAGACUGUAGUAUUCUGAGAUUGUUUUAACAUUUCCUCCAUGUUAAAUUCAUUCUGCAGAUGUCUGCAUCCUCCCCCCAGAUUUACCUGUUAGUCUAAAAACGAAUGGUAAAAAAAAUCUAAAAGGUUUAAAGUAUUUUAUCUGUGAUUUGGCUUUCUCUGGGUUUUUAAGUGUGUAGCUUACUCUACUCUAUAUGAGAUACCACAAAGUGCCUUUAAUGUAUGUGCAAAAACUUUCUUUCUAUCUUCUGUGAUGUUUGAUCUUCGCAGAGAUUUGUUUUAUUUUCUUUAAAUUGUUCAAAGGAGUAUGUGAAAUUUUGAACAGAGUGGGAAUAUUCUAAAUGAAAAUAAUUGCUGCUCUGUCCAUACUGGCCUGCAGUCAGUGAUUUAUAUCCUGUGUUUUAAACAAUCAAAAAUAAAACAUUUCAUGUACAACUCGGAUGUGUUCCAUUUUUUCCAUGUGUUCC
Molecule: messenger RNA, 3849 nt
Organism: Triplophysa rosa
Lineage: Eukaryota; Metazoa; Chordata; Actinopteri; Cypriniformes; Nemacheilidae
Gene: sgpp1b
Product: sphingosine-1-phosphate phosphatase 1b
Exons: 3
Coding region: 290-1639 (449 amino acids)
Biological process (GO): phospholipid dephosphorylation; sphingosine metabolic process
Cellular component (GO): endoplasmic reticulum membrane
Molecular function (GO): sphingosine-1-phosphate phosphatase activity
Source: RefSeq, a predicted model, not a curated record